This is a messenger RNA of Gasterosteus aculeatus aculeatus (three-spined stickleback), 2354 nucleotides long. NCBI's taxonomy places the organism in Eukaryota, Metazoa, Chordata, Actinopteri, Perciformes, Gasterosteidae. The record is from RefSeq and is a predicted model, not a curated record.
AACUUUUUGCUCCAUGUUACGUCAUUGGGUGGCUCAAAGAUGGCCGAGUCGGAGGAGGAGGUGGACGUCUUGGUCCAGAGAGUUGUCAAAGACAUCACCAACGCCUUCAAGAGAAACCCCAACAUUGACGAAAUCGGCGUGAUCCCGUGUCCGGAGGCCCGCUACAACCGCAGUCCCAUCGUGUUGGUGGAGAACAAGCUGGGCGUGGAGAGCUGGUGUGUCAAGUUCCUCCUGCCGUCCGUUCACAACAAGCUGCUGCUCUACCGCCAGCGCAAGCACUGGCUGGACAGGGAAGCGUUAGCGGAUAUCACCUGCACCCUGCUGCUGCUGAACCCGGACUUCACCACCGCAUGGAAUGUCAGGAAGGAGCUGCUGCAGUGCGGAGCGCUGAGCCCAGAGAAGGACCUCUACCUGGGCAAACUGGCCCUCACCAAAUUCCCCAAGAGCCCAGAGACGUGGAUACACCGACGCUGAGUGCUGCAGCAGUUCUUGCUUCAGUCUUCAGGCCGCAGCCAGAAGGAUCCGCAGAGAGAAGAGGAGCGAGACGAUGGCGAGCAGAGCCGGCGGCUCAACGACCAGCUGGCCAGGACGCUCCAUCAGGAGAUGAAGGUGUGAUCCGACGCCGCCUGCCGCUACCCCAGCAACUACAACGCCUGGUCCCACCGCAUCUGGGUGCUGCAGCACAUGGCCACGGGCAACGUCAAGGUGUUCCACGAUGAGCUGUCCUCCACGCGCCUCUGGGUGUCCAUGCACGUGUCGGACCACAGCGGCUUCCACUACCGUCAGUACCUCCUCAAGGAGCUGAUCGCCGAGCUCUCUCAGGCUGCAGCUUCCACCACCACCACCACCACCUCCACCGGUGUACUCCAGCACAGGUGCAGCACAGUCGCCGGCAUCAGUCCCCCGCACCACGACCAAGCUAACGGGGAGGAGGCGGGUGAGGACGGCAGGCAGCUCAGCUCCACCGCGCUCCUUCAGCUCUUCCACCAGGAGGUGGAGCUGUGCACUGACCUCAUCCAGUCCUUCCCCGGCCACGAGACGCUUUGGAGCCACAGGCGGCACGUCUACUACCUGUGGCACGACUGGAGGAGGGAACACAAACAUCAGUGCCACCGUGGCAGCAACGGAGGCAGCGAGCCGGACCGUCUGGAGAACGGCGACGAGGGGCCGCUGAAGGCCUGCGCGCAAAGCCCUGCGGGCUUGGGGGAGGACGGUGUGAAUGGACAGAGACAUGCCGGCGAAGCUAUGGAGGUGGACGGGGCGUCCCUGCCGGACCCCCGCAACAGCAAGCGACUGAAGCGGGGCGCCCUGCCCCCUGGCGCUCCCGCCCUGCCCUCCGAGCACGGCUUCGUGAGCGGGAUCCUAGACAGCGACUGUGACCCCGAGCAGAGACGUUUCGCCCUGGCGUACAGGAAGUGGUUGGACACUGUCAUCGUUCAACAUCCUUGAGCGGUAGAGAGACAGGUAGUCCCCGUCUGUCUUUCUAACCUGUAAGUUGCCUUUAGACGCCGAUUUAGGAUGAGCUUACCUACCUGUAGCGCUAACUUAUAACUCCUCAUGCUUCGGCUGCGGUGCUGACUUCAGAAAGCGGCCAGCGGGGCGCCGCGGGUCCUGUCCCCGUUCUCCUGACAGUGGGCAAAGAGGACGGGGUCCUGGAGAACAAAGACGUCGUUCGGUGACAAAAACAUCUGGAGCUUUACCUGAGCCAGUGCCCCCUUCAGAAUGGAAACAAACGGACCCUAAAGGCAAAAGGCUCCGAUUCGCUUCUCAUUGAGGAGGCUCAAUGCCUCAGGUCAACUCGCCACUGCAUUUUCUUGUCUUUGUAAUAUCUGUUCUAAUAUCUCAGCAGAGAAUCCAGAUACGGCUGCCAUAGGAGGAGGCGUGUUGACUUUGUGGAGGAGAAUUUAUGCCCAAAAGUACAGUUUCUAAAAACCCCAACAGAUGACAUAAAAAUGUAAAGGGUAUUUCAGCUAGUGAAGGAAAAAUGGAUUCCAAAUUGUUAAUAUGAAAGUGAUCAGGUAUAGUUUCACAGUAAUGGGGCGAUUUGAAAUAAUCUACAUUCUAUUUUUUUUAGUCCCACAUUAUUUUCUUGUGUUUUAUUGGCCCUUUGGAGUUAAUAGCAAAUAUUAUAAUACAUCAAAGAUGAACACCGCCCUAAAGAAGUAAACCUUGAUCAAUAUUUGGGGCCAUGAGCUGCACUCUCAAACUUGAGAUGUCAUCAAGUAUAAAGUCUGGACAAUGAAUGGGAGACUGAUUUGCUUUUUUUUUUUUUUUCAUUAAUUUAUUUACCCUAGUGACUGUAAUUCCAGCUGCUUCUCAACCACUUGGUGGAUUCUAUUAAAAAUAUAAUUCAU